Molecule: messenger RNA, 435 nt
Organism: Myotis myotis
Lineage: Eukaryota; Metazoa; Chordata; Mammalia; Chiroptera; Vespertilionidae
Product: pancreatic progenitor cell differentiation and proliferation factor-like
Biological process (GO): multicellular organism development; cell differentiation
Source: RefSeq, a predicted model, not a curated record
AUGAUCUCACGCCAAGGUCCACGAGGGGUCACCACUGAGGUUCCCACCAGCCCACAGAGAGAGCAUGGCAGCAUCCCCUCCAGCGGCUCCCUCAUGAACCACGACUACUAGCGGUGCCGUCUGGGCUCCACUUCCAGUACCAGCUCCCGUGGAAGUGCCGAGUACCCUGGGGUGGCCAUCCCCCACCACCCGGGUCUCCCCAAAGCCAACCCGGGUCACUGGUGGGCAAGCUUCUUUUGGGGGGAAGUCCGGUCUCCAUUCAUGGCCACAGUGUCAGAGUCCCCAGAACUCUCGGAGUCUCCCCAGGCCUCCAGCAGCAUGAUCACCUGUGAUCUGGCUCGGGAAGCCACAAGGAAGCAGCCUGGCGGCCAGCCCGGCAAAGUCAACGCUGGGCCCCCAUCCUGAGUGGCCACCACCAGCCACCAGACUUCCAGA